Molecule: messenger RNA, 6465 nt
Organism: Orcinus orca (killer whale)
Lineage: Eukaryota; Metazoa; Chordata; Mammalia; Artiodactyla; Delphinidae
Gene: DNAJB14
Product: DnaJ heat shock protein family (Hsp40) member B14
Exons: 8
Coding region: 200-1339 (379 amino acids)
Biological process (GO): cellular response to misfolded protein
Cellular component (GO): endoplasmic reticulum membrane
Molecular function (GO): Hsp70 protein binding
Source: RefSeq, a predicted model, not a curated record
ACGGGGGGCGGGGAGGCCGCCGAGAGGAGGCGGAGCCGCAAGCCCGCCAGCGCGCCGGGGCCCCGCCGCCGCGGUCGCCUGCGCUCCUCCCCGCUCGCCUCCGCACGCCCCCAACCCCGGCCAGCCUCGCCUCCUCGGCGACGGCGGCUUCCGCCUCUCGUCGCUGCGCUCCCGCAGGAAACGGAAGAAGGCGCAAGCCAUGGAGGGGAACCGGGAUGAGGCGGAGAAAUGUGUCGAGAUCGCCCGGGAGGCCCUGAACGCCGGCAACCGCGAGAAGGCCCAGCGCUUCCUGCAGAAGGCCGAGAAGCUCUACCCACUGCCCUCGGCCCGCGCGCUAUUGGAAAUAAUUAUGAAAAAUGGAAGCACUGCUGGAAAUAGCCCUCAUUGCCGAAAACCGUCAGGUAGUAGUGAUCAAAGCAAGCCUAACUGCACAAAGGACAGCUACUCUGGUAGUGGUGAAAGUGGAAAAGGCUACACCAAAGACCAAGUAGAUGGAGUUCUCAGCAUAAACAAAUGUAAAAAUUACUAUGAAGUACUUGGAGUUACCAAAGAUGCUGGUGAUGAAGAUUUGAAAAAAGCUUAUAGAAAGCUUGCUUUGAAGUUUCAUCCAGACAAAAACCAUGCACCUGGAGCAACAGAUGCUUUUAAAAAGAUUGGAAAUGCUUAUGCGGUUUUAAGCAAUCCAGAAAAACGAAAGCAGUAUGACCUCACAGGCAAUGAAGAACAAGCAUGUAAUCAGCAGAACAAUGGUAGAUUUAAUUUCCAUAGAGGUUGUGAAGCUGAUAUAACUCCAGAAGACUUGUUUAAUAUAUUCUUUGGUGGUGGAUUUCCUUCAGGUAGUGUACAUUCAUUUUCAAAUGGACGAGCUGGCUAUAGCAGUCAACAUCAGCAUCAACAUAGUGGACAUGAAAGAGAAGAAGAAAGAGGAGAUGGAGGUUUUUCUGUGUUUAUCCAGCUGAUGCCCAUUAUUGUAUUGAUCCUCGUGUCAUUAUUAAGCCAAUUGAUGGUCUCUAAUCCUCCUUAUUCCUUAUAUCCCAGAUCUGGAUCAGGGCAAACGAUUAAAAUGCAGACAGAAAACUUGGGUGUCGUUUAUUAUGUCAACAAAGACUUUAAAAAUGAAUAUAAAGGAAUGUUAUUACAAAAGGUAGAAAAGAGUGUGGAAGAAGAUUAUGUGACUAAUAUUCGAAAUAAUUGCUGGAAAGAAAGACAACAAAAAACAGAUAUGCAGUAUGCAGCAAAAGUAUACCAUGAUGAACGACUCCGAAGGAAGGCAGAUGCCUUGAGCAUGGACAACUGUAAAGAAUUGGAGCGGCUGACCAGUAUUUAUAAAGGAGGAUGAACUGGAAUUUUAUUUAUACCUUUUAGAGUACUCUCUAUUUUUUCUGUAAGUAAGUUUAGUUUCAUCAUGAGAGCUAAAGAAAAAGAUUUGAUGUUGAAAACUAAACUGAACAGUUGGUCCCUGAAAUCUUGGACUGUUUAUGACCUACUGGCUCCUUUAAAUAGUAAGAAACUGAAAACUAAAAUUAAUAUUUUAGUUAUGCUCCUGCAAUUUUUUCACUUUAAAAGCUUAUAUGAUUCCUAACUAAAAAUGUCUUGAGAAAGGAUUAUCACACCUGUAGCCAUUUCUGGUUUUAGAUUCUCAAUUUUUUUCCCUUGUCAUGUAAAUAUUUAUGGAAUGAUCAUUUUCUGUAUAUACAGGUUAUUGCCUUUUUAUUUAAAUUCUUUUGGUGUUUAGCUCCAUGAGACACUUUAGUUUAAAGUGAUGGAAUAAAUGUUUUAUGACGAAAUUACAUUUUCCUUGUCAGAUGUCCAGUGUGUGGAGGUUGCAAUGAAACUUUAUCAAAAAGAAAAGAAAAAACAAAAGUUGUUUAACUUCAUGUAAAAUCUUGUAGCAUUAUCAGCGUAGAGGGAAUCGAUAUUUUUAAUAUUGCCAUUAUAUUCUAAAUUAUAUAUUGAGAUAAAUGAACUGGUGUAAAGUAUCAGUUUGCUAUUUAUUUAGUUUUAUGAAUUGCUAAGCCAUGCAUAGAAAUGAAAUGCUAUACUGAUAGAUUUUAAAGAAAAUAUGAGGAAAUGGCUCUAUAAACAUUAACCAAAAAGGGUCUUCAACAGUAAAUUGCAGUUAUGUCAUUUGCAAUUCCAGUAACUAACAGGCCCCCAAAUGCUCAUAUAUAUACAUCUUUGAAGGCUGCUAAAAUUUAUGAAGAAAAGGGCCUACCUGUUUUACCCCCCAUGGAAAUUUGCAGUUUCUUCUUAGUGAUCAGGAUCCUUAGUAAACAGGAUCCGAAACUAAAUGAGUUCUUAAUAUUGUCUAAGUAAUAGGAAAAAUUACUACUGAAAUGAAGCUUUGUGCCUUUUAACCUGAUUGCCAACUCGUAAACAUAUAGGUAGAUUAACAUGAGACUUACUUGAUCAGAGCAUGAUCUGUUUGGCCAUAUACAGCAGUGAGCAGAAACAUAGCAGUAGGUAGAAUAGUGAUUUAUAGCAAGUUAUCCUUACAAAAAUUUGAGCUAAAAUCUAUUCACCAUUGAGUAAUUCAAUUAAUCCUAUAGGAAUAAGCUCCUUAUAAUUAAAUCCGUAAUAUAAAUUGGAAAAAUCAGCUGGAAAUUGAAGUUUUUGGUGCCUGUAUGUUGGAUGUGAAACUAUUUGAUUUCUAGUCUUCUAUGUUUUUUUUCUUUCUUCUAUGUUUAACAGUUGUAUUUUAAUGAUUUUGCUUUCAUACUCAUUUAACAGAACAUGAGCACAUCUUUGGUUAGGUUUUUUUGUGUGUGAGAGAAUGCUAGUUAGAGUGCAGUGUUCUUUUAUUUAAAGAUUUUUUUCUGAAUGUAAUUUAUAUACCAUCUGUUGAAUAGAACUUCUGAAAUGACCAUUCUUUUUUAAAUGUUCUCUUGUAUCCCCUUUUCCAGGUAAAUCAAUAGAAAUGCUUGAUUGAAUUAGUUGUUUAACUAAACAGCAUACUAUCCUAGGAAAACUGGACAGCUUAACCAACUUUCUUUAGAAAUGCAACCUUAAAAAGAAAAAAUAUCAUGCUUAAAAGAAAAUACAAUUUAAAAUAUUUUCUUCAGCCUAUAGAAUUAGUUUCUUAAAAACAAGGUCAUAGCAUUCUAACUAACUUUGAAAGUUUAUAUGCAUCAGAAAACUUAUACAAAUAUAAAUGAAAAAAUUUCAUCCAUUAUUUUUCCAGUUUUAAUGGGAUAUUUACACUAUUGUGAUUGAUGCUUAUGUGAAUUGAACUCUUGUUGACUGAUUCUUUUUCCCUUAAUCCUGACUUUAAGGGGAUAGGUGAAGUUAUCAAGUUAAGUGAAGUUAUAUAUUGUGAAGUCAUACAUGGCUUUUGGACAGUACUAUAUUUCAGUUGCAUUACAUUUCAUUUCAUAAAAUGCAUUUGAUAAAAUUUUCAAACAACUGUGGGAAAUGACUGAUCGAGUGCCUGACAAUUUAAGCCACAUGUAAAGUAUGCAAGUAAAAAGUAAGUCCUUAAUGUCACCUAUAUCAUGGUGUAAAGGCCCGUCUAAGUGUCUUAGAAUUUUGGGUUAAUUCUACAAAGUAAAAAGACUUCUACUAUCUUUUUGUUUUUAAUCAAAGUGUAUGAUUUACAGUGUCAGCUAUCUUGAGAUGUAAGAUUUUCACAUUUGCUGCUCUUCUAACAAAAAUUCCAUUUUGCCAUCUUAUUUUUAGCUACCUGAGCUUUCCAAUUUAAUUUGAUAACUUGUCCUCUUCAUUUUAAUCAUUGCCUAAAAGCCCUCAAUCUUUGAGUAUUGAUUUACUAGCUUUUCUAACUGGUAUUUUAGAAGUUUGGCAGCAGUUAUAUUUAUUAGUGCUUUACAUUUUUAUCCCUUUUUAAACACAUACACAAACAUCAUUGUCUUUGCGAGGAUUUGGGGGAAAGUAAAUAGUACCUUUUCUCCUCCUCUUUUAAUUCCUUUGUUUCCAAAUAGGUGCUAGUCAUUUGUAAGUUUGGAAUUUAUUGUGAUCAAAUCUGAGAAUUUAAUUCUUAACAAUGAGAAAUAAUAAGUGAAAACAAUAUGUUUUGGGAACAGACUGCAUUUGAAUGCUUAAAUAAGUAUUUGUUUCAUAAUCAUUACAUUCUUAUAUAUGAUAAUUACAAAGAUUUGGUAGAGAAGAGUAAGCCCUUAAGGUAUAUAUAUGCCAGUGCAUUAAACCACUUUGCUUUUAUGUCAGCUCAGGUGUUAUUAGGAACAGGAAGAUAGAAUUCCAGCCCUUUGCUUUAAUUGCACUUUCAUGCUUAAGUGUUCUUCCUGUUAAAUCUUUAGUUAUACUAGUAUGUAAAAUUGUUACUGAGAGAAAUGGUUAACCUCUUGAUUUCCCUUUGUUGACUUGUAAUAUUUUUAAAUGCAGCUGUUAUUUAACAGAUGUGACGUGUUAGUAUUACUUAAUAAUGCAUUCUAACGUAUUUCAUUUAAAAAAUAUCCCACCUGUGUUAAGGCAGUGAAAUAUUUCUAGAUGUUGGCCUGAGGACCAAAUGAGCCGUCUUUUUAGUUAAGUAAGAAUUAUGUCAAAAGACCAAAUGAUUCAAAAGGAGAAUUUGUGCACUUAUUUAGCUUUCCCAUAUGAAGCUUGUGUUCAGUAUUACUCUUACUAUUAUCUGUUUUCAUACUGAGUGAACCAACUGAAAAGGCAUUCAUAAUCUUUUUUCUUUUUUUUUUUUUUUAUGUGGUACACGGGCCUCCCACUGUUGUGGCCUCUCCCGUUGUGGAGCACAGGCUCCGGACGCGCAGGCUCAGCGGCCAUGGCUCACGGGCCCAGCCGCUCCGCGGCAUGUGGGAUCCUCCCGGACCGGGGCAUGAACCCAUGUCCCCUGCAUCGUCAGGUGGACUCUUAACCACUGCACCACCAUGGAAGCCCCAUAAUCUUUUUUCUUAACUGAACAGAAAAUCUUCUGAAAAUGAACAAUAAAUCUUAAUUUUAAUCUGUACUAGAUAGCUGAAAAACCUUGUCUCUUGGCCAUAUUGGACUACUGCCCAAAGUCCAUAAAAUUCUCCAUAAAGCCAUGAAAAAGAAAAGAGAGUAGUCUCACAAUAACUUCAAAGUUUUUUUAAUUCUAAUUUUUAAGUUCAAAGAAGUGGGUAGAAUGAUGAUCUUCAAUAAUUCUUGCACAUUCCUUUAAUAAUCUGGCAGACAAUACAGUCCUCGAAUUCAGGCUUCCUCUUUGUUUUAUUACUAUUAAAUAGACAGUUUCGUAUAAAUGGAAACAUUUUCCCUCAAAACACUAGUUCAAAACAUAUUCCUUAUAUUAAGGAUUAUGUAACCACAUUUUUUGUAACUUCCUGUAUGUAACUUUCCUGUUGAUAUGUGAUUCCUUUUCAUUUAUUUAAUUUUAUUAUCUGCUGGUUUUGGGGCCAAUAGAUUUGUGAAUAUCCUGUGGAUGUGUCCAUGUAUACGUGUGUGUGUGUGUGUGUGUGUGUAUAUAUAUAUAUACACACGUAUAUAUAUAUAUUUUUUCCAGCUAAUACCUCAAAUAUGUGAUUGUUUAAUAUAUACCACAUUAUAUUUGCACAGAGCAGGGCUUCCAUUAGCAGUGGAUUUUCUUAUUUCUAACUUUGAAAAUCAGUCCACAGAAUUUCAUUGGUGUGGAUUCUUUCUGUUGAUCUUUCCCAUAUUUUAACAGAGAUUCCUAUUAUAAGGCCCAUACUUCAAAUAUAAUUGUAUCUUUCUAUAGCAAUCUGGAAGUAUACAGGGGUAAGAAGUGUUUCUUGGAAUGUUUUAGUAAGUUACCAUAAAAAAUUGGAAUUACUCGUUGCCAAGCUGUCUGGUAACUGCAUAACAGAUGACAUCUGGCAUGAAUGUGAAUGUCUCAUUCACUUCAGUCCAUGAGUUGGGACAUUCUAAUCUGAUAUUCUACUUUGCCAUUUAAAAGCACCACUAAAAUAAUAGAGAUUUUUCAAUGACAUCGGAGUAUUUUAAGCAUCAAUUUAAAAAUGAACUGCUUUGGACUGUAUAUGGAUGGAUGACUAUAUCAAUGAGAAGAAAGAAACUCACACAUAAAUAAUAUUUUUAUAAUUUAUUUGUAUUAAGAAAUGCUUCUUACCUUUUUUGUUUAAUUUUUGGGUUGCUACAUAAGACUUUCUUUCCAUAUGAAGUUUAGAUCAUGUUUUUUAAAAGCUGCAGGUAAUUUUCAAGGUGUGAUGGAAUUUUAUUGGAAGCCUUGUGUAAGUUAAAUGAAGUGAAAUUGGUAAAGGAGAUCUUACUUUAUUUGUCUAUAGUGCAUUCAAGAUUAUACAAUUAGAUUUCAAAAUGAAAUGUCAAUGAAAUGUCUGAUUUGUAAAAUAUUUAAUGUUAUAUCAGACUUAUAUAAAAUAAAAUUUUCUGUGUGAGAACUCUGUUAAAGAAAAUGCAUUUGAUUUUUAAUGAGUGUUCUGCUGAAUGAUUUAUGAUGAAUUUUUGUCUUUCAGUCUCUGCAGUUUAUCUCAAUAUAUGAAUAAAAAGAAGGUCUGUUCUCACUGUAAA